Molecule: messenger RNA, 2203 nt
Organism: Trachymyrmex cornetzi
Lineage: Eukaryota; Metazoa; Arthropoda; Insecta; Hymenoptera; Formicidae
Exons: 5
Coding region: 1059-1934 (291 amino acids)
Source: RefSeq, a predicted model, not a curated record
UCGACGAUGAGGGCCGCGCGUGCGAUCAGUCUGAAAGUCGGCGAGCGCGAGUCGCUGAUCAUUCUCGGCUAACUCUCGACGAGCGAGCGAGAGCACGGAACCGAAUUCAGCGCGCGUCACAAUCAUUUGACAUAUCGUGCUCGCGAUAGGAAACCACAGUGAUCGAUAAGGACCCGCCUCCAAAUCAACAGCGUCCGGCAACACCGAUUACUUUAAACUUCCAAGAGUUCUAUCGAUCAUACUUCAUUGAAAGAAAUUCCGUUGAAACUGAUAGAGACGUAGAGACACGAGACACACGGAUAGAAUCUUUAAAAGGUGGCACGGGGUGUCUUCAAGGGAGAAAUAUUCAAACUCACUCGCGUACGAUUUAAUUUGCGGCAAAAAUCAUAACGAAAAAAAAUUCCAGAACGCUCCACGUUGCAUUUAGCCACGAAGUAUUCGAUGCGAUAUCGAGCUCUUCAACCGACACCCCGCUGCAAGGACGCGAGGAUACCGUCGUUCAUCAGUGCCGCCGAGAUGAAGAGUCGCGGAUAAGGCUCAACGGGCGAUUUGCGAUGAUAGAGCGCGAGCCGCGGUCAGAAGGAGCGUGUGCGCCGAUAUCCGCUCGGCCGUUCUCCGGAUAGCGAGAUAGGAAACGGGUGUUCGUUAACGACGCGCAGAGAACUGGAUCGCCCCAGCUCGCCUCCUUCUCGCCGUCGUUCUAUUUUUCACGGCCGACAAUGCGCGCCGGAUAAGGUGUACGUGCUCACGCGUGUACGCGCGUGUACGCGCGUGUACUCUUCUUUCUUCCUUUCUUCACGCCCGAAACCGGGCGGGACAGAAGGAGGUAUGCCCGUGUAAAUUAAGUUAUUUCAUCGAUACGAUCACCGGCCACACGAGGAAGCACACCGCGUCGGCAGAGCGCGAUUGCGGUGCGCCGCGCCGCGGCUCUCUUUAAUCAGCUCUGUUAAUCAGUGUGUGUCAAGAUUACCCUACAUAUCGUCCCACCGGUGGAUUCGUCCGCCAAGUAUUGCGGCUGAAUUAAAGGUAUCUCGUUACAGCAACUCGAACAGCACAGAAUGUCUCAAAGAAGAUGUCUUCUGCUGCUGCUGCUCGGUCUGGCUGUGCUGAGAGAGUCAUCAUGUACAUUUAGCGAUACCGUUCACGAGAGCGAAUCUUCUCAUCAGAGACCGCAUCACAGGCAGAAGAGGGUCUUAUGGUUCACGAACGAUGGACGGAUCGCGUUGCCACCUGGCACCGUCAUGACAAUCACGCCAACAUUGGCGUUGCCCUUCGUUCGGCAUCCUCCUUAUGGCUUCCUCAGCAAUAUGACUAUCAGCUUGCCGUUCACGAUCGAUUUUGACAAGCUAGGCCUGACGGAUAAUGAAAACCCAUACGGCGCUCUGCCGCCGAGUUUCGACAGGAAACUGAAGAGCCGGCAAGCCGGCAUGAUGAUGGCUGACUUCAUCGCAGCAUUUAUCAAGCGUAGAUUACACAAGCGAGACGUAACAGAUGUGCCAAAAAAUGCGUUCCACGGCGGCGAGCGAGCCCUACUCUAUGUCACUGCCGAAGAUAUGCUGUCCACGCUGGGAAUGAACGGGAAGGCGUGCCUAUUGAGAGCAAUUUGCGAAGUCCAAGGACAUCAUUUGAAUAACUUUGGGCUUAUCGGCGAGAUGCUGAAGCUGUUCUUUACCGCUAGCCGAUCGCCGUUUGCAAACCUCCUCAAGGAAUACGUCGAGGCAGAAAACCGUGGGAAAUUUCACGGCGAGUGCUGGCCCUAUUUUAAGGACUGCCCAAAAUCUUUAUUCCUGCCAUCCAACAAGUAUCAGAAAGAUUCGUUGCACGACGAGGAGAAUGAGGAAGACGAACAUUGGAAUCAAAUCUCCAACGACCUCGACGAAGAGCCCCUCACGAGGAUAUCAGGGCAGAACACAGACACCGUACAUCCCAUGUAGUUUUAUAAUCACUGUGUGCAGUUGUACAAUUAUAAUUGUUCUCGAUGGUCCGUACACGGCCCUUUUUCCACCGAGCACAGAUUCUCUAACAAAUUAAGUUGAAGUAAAGUUAGAACUCUGUCUUAAAGAGCGAAGGAAAGUCGACUUGUCCUCGUUACUGAAGUUAAUUGUACCUUUGUUCAGUCCGUAGUUGUCUAAACUCAUUGCGUAAGAAAAAAUACUGUUUAAUUACAAUACAAAUCCGAAAUUACAAUUAUUGCUAAUUUCCG